Messenger RNA from Neltuma alba, 983 nucleotides. RefSeq names its product THO complex subunit 5B-like. Gene Ontology annotation, cellular component: THO complex part of transcription export complex. NCBI's taxonomy places the organism in Eukaryota, Viridiplantae, Streptophyta, Magnoliopsida, Fabales, Fabaceae. Gene Ontology annotation, biological process: mRNA export from nucleus. Gene Ontology annotation, molecular function: mRNA binding. The record is from RefSeq and is a predicted model, not a curated record.
CGGGGGAGUGUAGGCUCCUCGAACUCCAUUGCAGCUGCGGACAGAAAUGGAAGACGGUGAGAUAGAGGAGGCGCCGGUGCCGGUGGAAGGAGAAGACCAACGUGAUGGACAUUCGGCGGAAGAAUGCAAGUUGGAGGAAUCUCCAUACGAAAUGCUGCAGAAUAGCAAAGCUUCGGUAGAAAAGAUCGUUGGUGAGAUGCUCUCGCUUAAAAGAGAGGGUAAACCUAAGUCGCAGCUCCGAGAGCUCGUUACUCAGAUGUUCCUCAACUUUGUCACUCUUCGCCAGGCAAACCGCUCCAUCUUGAUAGAGGAAGACCGUGUUAAAAUGGAGACAGAACGCGCAAAGGCACCUGUAGACUUUACAUCCUUGCAGCUUCACAACCUGAUGUACGAGAAAAGUCACUAUCUUAAGGCGAUAAAGGCUUGCAAGGACUUCAAAACAAAAUACCCUGACAUAGAACUUGUACCUGAAGAAGAAUUUUUUCGUGAUGCACCUGAAGAUAUAAAGGAAUCCUUAUUGUCUAAUGAUAGUGGCCACAACUUGAUGCUCAAGAGGCUAAAUUUUGAGCUAUUCCAGCGCAAAGAGCUUUGCAAGCUUCAUGAGAAACUGGAACUGCAAAAAAGGAGUCUUUCUGAGACAAUUGCAAAUCGAAAGAAGUUCCUCUCAAGUCUCCCUUCACAUCUCAAGUCUCUUAAGAAAACGUCCUUGCCAGUACAAAAUCAAUUGGGAGUUUUGCAUUCUAAGAAACAAAAGCAGCAGCAUCAUUCAGCAGAGUUUCUCCCUCCUCUUUAUGUGAUAUACUCACAGCUAUUGGCUCAAAAGGAGGCAUUUGGAGAAUCCAUUGAUCUGGAGACCAUAGGAAGCCUCAAAGAUGCUCAAGCUUUUGCCCGCCAUCAAGCUCAAAAAGACACUGGUAAUAGAGUUGACAUGUCAAUUCUAGCAAUUAUUCAAAUUUAAUCAGAUACAUGCAGCUGGCAGUGUG